This is a messenger RNA of Erinaceus europaeus (western European hedgehog), 1875 nucleotides long. RefSeq names its product cytosolic iron-sulfur assembly component 3 (gene CIAO3). Bases 69 to 1502 code for a protein of 477 amino acids. The record is from RefSeq and is a predicted model, not a curated record. Gene Ontology annotation, molecular function: 4 iron, 4 sulfur cluster binding. Gene Ontology annotation, cellular component: cytosolic [4Fe-4S] assembly targeting complex. Lineage: Eukaryota; Metazoa; Chordata; Mammalia; Eulipotyphla; Erinaceidae. The transcript is spliced from 11 exons. Gene Ontology annotation, biological process: iron-sulfur cluster assembly.
CUUUCCGUCUGCGUGGCGGAAGGGCCGGCGCUUUGCGACACCGGCGCGCGCGCGGUGGUGCGGCGGUCAUGGCGUCGCCCUUUAGCGGGACUCUGCAGCUGACGGAUCUGGACGACUUCAUCGGGCCGUCCCAGGAGUGCAUCAAGCCAGUGAAGGUGGACAGAAAGCCGGGAAGUGGUGGCGUGGCCAAGAUCCACAUUGAAGAUGACGGAACUUACUUCCAAGUCAGUCAGGACGGAGGGGCACAGAAGCUGGAGAAGGCCAAGGUCUCCCUGGAUGACUGCCUGGCGUGCAGUGGCUGCGUCACCUCGGCAGAAACUGUGCUUAUCACUCAGCAGAGUCAUGGGGAGCUGCGGAAGGUUCUAGAUGCUAACAAGACAGCGGCGGCAGGUCAGCAGAGGCUGGUUGUGGUUUCUGUCUCACCUCAGUCCAGGGCAUCUCUGGCGGCUAGGUUCCAAAUUGAUCCCACGGACACUGCCGGGAAGCUGACGGCCUUCUUCAAGAAGCUAGGGGCGCACCGUGUGUUCGACACCGCCUUCUCCAGGAACUUCAGCCUCCUUGAGAGCCAGCGGGAGUUUGUGCGGCGCUUCCGGGAACAGGCCCGUGGCGGGGAGGCCCUGCCCGUGCUGACCUCUGCCUGCCCAGGCUGGAUAUGCUAUGCAGAGAAGGCCCAUGGCAGCGUCCUGGUCCCUCACAUCAGCACCGCCCGGUCACCACAGCAGGUCAUGGGCUCCCUGGUCAAGGACUUCUUUGCACAGCAGCAGGGUCUGAGCCCCGACAAGAUCUACCACGUGACUGUGAUGCCAUGCUACGACAAGAAGCUGGAGGCAUCUCGGCCCGACUUCUUCAUCCAGGAGCACCAGACACGUGAGGUGGACUGUGUGCUCACAACGGGAGAGGUCUUCAAGCUGCUGGAAGAAGAGGGGGUCUCGCUGCCUGCUCUGGAGCCAGCUCCUCUGGACAGUCUGUGUGACAGCAAGGGGGCCCAGGAACCCACAAGCCAUCGAGGCGGGGGCUCUGGGGGGUACUUGGAGCACGUGUUCCGGCAUGCAGCCCGGGAGCUCUUUGGGAUCCAUGUGGAUGAGGUCACCUACAGACCCCUGAGGAACAAGGACUUCCAGGAAGUGACACUGGAGCAUGAGGGCCAGGUGUUGUUGCGCUUCGCCGCAGCCUAUGGCUUCCGCAACAUCCAGAACCUGGUGCAGAAGCUCAAGCGAGGCCGCUGUCCCUACCAUUAUGUGGAGGUCAUGGCCUGCCCUGCAGGCUGCCUAAACGGUGGGGGCCAGCUGCAGGUGCCUGACGUGCCAAGCAGGGAGUUGCUGCAGCGUGUGGAGGGGCUGUACUUGGCGGUGAGGACGGAGGCCCCCGAGGACGUGCCAGGCGUCCAGGAGCUGUACGAGCGCUGGCUACAGGGUACAGGCUCGGAGCAGGCUAUCCGCCUGCUGCACACCCACUACCAUGCACUGGAGAAGGCCAGCUCUAGCCUCAGCAUCCGCUGGUAGACCUGCGGUGGCCCAGGACCCAGACUAACCCACCUGCAAGCAGGCCUGGAUGAUUGCAGGCCUGUGCUCUGGGAGGCUGUGGGCAGCAGCUCUCAGCAGAUACUUCAGACCAAGAAGUGGGGAUCCUCACCCCCAAUCCUAGGAUUGGCUUGAAGUCCUGCUUGGGGGCAGUACCUGGCCCCACCGCCCCCCAGGAUAGGACAUGCCCUGAAGUACCUUUGGUAGAGCCCUGGCCUCAGUGCCAGAACUGUUCUCUGGACUGAGCUUGGGGAAAGAAGUGGCUCCUUGGGCUCUAGGCUCCUGGCUGAUUGCAGCUCUCGGGAGUCAGGAAACCCUGGAUGCCCACCCCGCUAAUAAAGGCCCUGCCUCCUGA